UCCCAUGAUUUCCUUGCGUCUGACUAUACGAGAUUCGGUCAAAGACUUAUCUUUUUGUGGAGAUAAGCGAAGCCAUCUCUCAUUCUGACGGAGACGGAGACCAGCAAGCUCCUCGUCAAAAAAGUGUUCCUUAAAUUUCACAAAUUCGAAAUAUUUCCACCGAGUUUGCAUUGAGAAAGAGAGCAGAAUGACGCAAGUGAAGAAAGCUGGAAAAGUUGAACCACGGUUGAAAAUUGUAGAGGAGCAUAAAACGCAGGAUUUGACGAGUGAAUGAUUUUUUACUUCUGGACACACCCCCUCGCCCAAAUUUUAAGAACCAGUCACAGGUAAGAUUGCAUUAUUAUUAAUUUUCAUCGCAGUUGGAGAGGAUGGAGGUCAACCACACGCACCAAACGUUGCUCGGAGGACAGAAAGCUCUCGUCCCCACGACAGAUAAAGUACACACAGGAGAAAGUUUUCAGAAAAACGGACGACUUCCUCCUCAGCAGAUUCACUCCGUUAAACCACAGCUGAAAGAAGUUUGCUAACAAUUUUCGUUAUCAUUUUAAUCACGAACAUUUUUAUUUACUAAAGUCAUUGUGUUUUAUGUAAAACUCUACUCGCUCAUAUUUUUUCAUGUGCCAAUAUAAAUGCGACUCUGUAUAAGGGCAAAUAUCGCUAAGACCUCACCAAGAGAUGUACGCAUUUUUAUUACUAAUUUAAUUUAAUCUCUUUAGAGAGUCACGGAUUAAUCUGACUAAAUUUAAUUAUAUUUUUGGUAAGAAUGCAUCCAAACUAUUCGAACACGUAGAUACAAUUCAUGCAAAAUCCAUGAGCACAAAUUCAUGGAACUAAAACCACAAUGCAAUUGAACAAAGUCCAAAGUGGGGGCGCCGGGUGGACGGACUGAGAACCAAUCGAGAGCACGUUUCCACAUUUCCACGUUUCCACAAUGCACGAAAAAAUACUGAAAAAUCCAACAAGAAAUGAUUAAGCACGAGAUAACCAAUUAAAUAACUAUCCAAAUAAAUACAUAUUGAAGACUAUUUUAUAUUUUACGUUACACCGUAAAAUUUACUAAAGUUAAAAACUCGCAGUUAUUAACUCCAAAAGUUCUGCAAGUUUGGUUUAGUUAUAGGAACAGAAGGUGAGGACAAAUAUGGCGAAAGUUGUGGAUUUGACUAGUAAAAAUCGGCACCCCAUGACGUUGCGGUCAGCUUCUUCACGAGAGGACUCGAAAGAAGUGCCUGUUGACCUCAACACUGCCAUGUCUAAAGCCCUGCAGAAUCCUUUGGUACUCGACCUUAUCUUCUCCAAUCUCGGCCUCCCCGACCUGAAAACUUCUCGUCUAGUGUGUCCUGAGUGGGCCGACGUCGGCACCACUUUCUUAGGAAGAAGGGCUCUUCUCCAUCUCAACAAGCUUUUUUCCUAUGAGGGGUCCGAACCAGCCAAGAUGACCCCUGUUAACGACAAGCUGAUGAGGCGCCUCCUCAUCUCCGACAAGUUCGACUCGUCAAUUCCGACAAAUAAGAAGGCUGACGUCAUUACAAGAGCUCUCGCCCAAGUAGAUGGUGUGUCCGAACUAACUAGAGAAAUUACAUUCCUAGUCGGCCAAAAGGAAUUAGUCCUCGCUUUCCUUAAAGGAAUAAGGAUGUUGGGGUCCACAAACAUCCAACACGUUGCAAUCAUCAGGGCCUGGAAAGCCGAUAGCGUCGACUCAAUUCCACCACAAGCUAUCCAACUGCUCCCCCCUCAACCUAACUUGACCUCGCUCAAGUUCCAGAUUCAUUCUGACUUUCAAUAUGACCGCACCACCGGCUGCAAAGAAUUUCAACCCCUUCUGCAAAUCUGGCUCAAUUCUGCGCCCAAUUUGACCAGUUUGGACGUCGCGACGUCUUUCUAUCCAAACUUGGAGGCCUGCACAAGUCUUAUAGUGCUGAAAUUUAAAUUCCUUAAGUGUUGCGAUGAGCAUUACCGUCACCUCAAUGUGACCAAGAUGCUGACACAAGUUAAGGAUUCCUUAAUCGAGCUGGAAUUGUGCCAUUAUGUGACUGACUAUGUUUCCUUGCAGCAGAUCCAACCUGCUGAGGAGGUUCCCGUGAUGUCGAGACUUACCUCGCUCACCAUCCAUGCCGAAAAGGUUUACGAAAUUCACGACUUUUACAAUGAGAAGCGCUUUCCAAAAUUAAGAUCCAUCUCUCUCCGAACCGGAUUCCAGCCGUCAUCGUUGUUAAAGCAUCUAAAUUUGUGGAUCCCACACAGAGGAGUGAAAUCUGUCACGUUGAUCCUGGAUUACUACUCUUGGGAGGUGCAAGAAUUCGGGGGGAAAAUGAUCAAUUUGUUUCCCUCUGUUAAGGAAUUCGAUUUGAGGAUGGGUCUGACAUGUUUUGCUUUCCCUUUGCACCUACCGGAGAUGUUUCUUGAGGGCGAACCAGUUUGGAGGUCUACCGCCAUCCAGAGGUUUAUGGAACCGUUCCAAAUGUGGGAUUUGAAGCGGGUCAACGUUUCUUUGAGAUUGCCGGAAUCCGCCUUGUUGAUUAAUGCCCUCCAAGCUAUCUCCGUUUUGAAAGGAGUUAAAAGAGUCCAGUUCUUCUUCCGUUGCAUCUACAACACGAGGGUUAAUUUUUCUGCCAGUCUUGUGCAAGAUGUCAUCUUGCACAGUGGAGCAUUCAAAAGCGUAGAAAUUACGAUACAUGAGAUGGCACCGGAAAUCGUAGAACAACUACAACUCAUCGUUGAAGCCAGUGGUGCGCCCAUCCGUUUUAUCGGAAGGAGUGAAUGAGAAUUAAAUGGGAUAUAUUAGUACAUAAUAAUUACUGCCUAAUUUAAUGAGCCUAAUGAGCUUCUGAUUUAUAAAAUAACUUAUAGUAGUACCAUACUUAGAUUAUUAAGUUGUAAGCAUGAAUUAAUAAUACUCUAAACUAUAUAAAGCAGGCGAGUGUAUCGCUGCUGGCUGGGUCGGUGGCUUAGCUGAGAAGUUAGCCUCUCCUUUUCUCUCCACUCUGCAGAGAGAACAGGAGAGGCUAACUUCACUAAUGUUGGGGUAACGGGCUUAUCGACGGGCCUAUUUUGCACGUCGAUUGAACGGCUUCUACAGUAGUACAACAUUAAUACAAAAAAACCUAGUUGUUUGUACCGUUUUUACCACGACGAUUUAUUAUUCGAUUCUACUAGUUAGAUUAGAUUAGAUGCUUUAAAAAAUAUAUAAUGCUAUUUGUGUCAGUGUUAACCAAGGUGUGUAACGAAUUGAUCUCUGUUGCCAGGUAAAUAAAGUCUUAACAACAACAACGA
Molecule: messenger RNA, 3270 nt
Organism: Folsomia candida
Lineage: Eukaryota; Metazoa; Arthropoda; Collembola; Entomobryomorpha; Isotomidae
Exons: 7
Coding region: 1139-2761 (540 amino acids)
Source: RefSeq, a predicted model, not a curated record